Dichotomopilus funicola is the source of this 1491-nucleotide messenger RNA. Its product is annotated as histone deacetylase. NCBI's taxonomy places the organism in Eukaryota, Fungi, Ascomycota, Sordariomycetes, Sordariales, Chaetomiaceae. The record is from RefSeq and is a predicted model, not a curated record. Gene Ontology annotation, cellular component: nucleus; Rpd3L-Expanded complex. The coding region runs from base 1 to 1491 and encodes 496 amino acids. The transcript has a single exon. Gene Ontology annotation, molecular function: histone deacetylase activity.
AUGGAUGCCGCGGCCUAUCAAUACAGGCCCCCCAAGCCCAACUACCUCCCACACAACAUCGAGGCCGAUGAUCCGAUCGUGGAGGAGUACGCGGUCCCACUCGGUAAGGCCGACGACCGCGAAAAUGCCAUCUUUUUCAACAAGAUGAAGUUUGCUGCCCAGGAGUACAACAUCGUUCGCCCCAAGGGCUACACGGUCUCGUACCACGCCACACCGGAAAUGGAGAAGCACCACUUUGGACAAACGCAUCCCAUGAAGCCAUGGCGCUUAACGUUGACAAAAAGUCUGGUCACGUCAUAUGGCAUGCCCUUUGCCAUGGACAACUACGUGACGCGGGAAGCCACGUACGAGGAGCUCAACACGUUCCAUUCCAGCGACUACCUCGACUAUCUGAUAACAGCCGCGCCCGAGGAUCAGCCUCGCGAUAUUGAGAACCCUGAUAAAGAAGUGAAAUACAAUCUAGGAGGUAGUGACUGCCCACUCUUUCACGGUCUAUACAAUUAUUGCUCCAUGUCCGCGGGUGUUUCGUUGGACGCCGCUCGCAAGAUCACGAGCAACCAGUCGGACAUUGCGAUUGCUUGGGCCGGCGGGCUGCACCACGCCAAGCGGUACGAGGCGUCGGGCUUUUGCUACAUCAACGACAUCGUCCUCGCCAUUCUCCAACUACUGCGCACCCACCCGCGGGUGUUGUACAUCGACAUUGACGUGCACCAUGGUGACGGCGUGGAAGAGGCCUUCUUCUCGACGGACCGGGUCAUGACGGUCUCGUUCCACAAGUACCACCCGGAGACCUUCUUCCCGGGGACGGGCGCGCUCGAGGACAACGGGCCGAAGAGUGAGCACAACCCUGGGGCGCACCACGCUAUCAACGUGCCGCUGCAGGACGGCAUCACGGACGCACAGUACGAGUGGCUCUUCGAAAGCAUCAUCGGCGCCAUCAACGAGCGCUACCGGCCGAGCGUCAUCGCGCUGCAAUGCGGUGCCGACUCGCUGGCGGGCGACCGGCUCGGCCGCUUCAACCUCCGCGUCGAGGGCCACGGGGCGUGCGUGCGGUACUGCAAGAGUCUCGGGAUCCCGAUGGUCGUCUUUGGCGGCGGUGGAUACACGCCACGGAACGUCGCGCGGGCGUGGGCGUACGAAACAUCCAUUGCGAUCGGCGCGGACGACCGGAUUCCCGAGACGAUUCCGGAGCACGCGCCGUGGCGCGAACACUUUAUCCACGAGACGCUGUUUCCUACGCUCGAGCAAAGCAUGCAUGAGCCGCGGCAUAACCGCAACUCGGAGAAGAGGCUGCGGGAGAUUGUCACGCAUGUGCAUGAGCAGCUGCGGUUUGUGGCUCAGGCGCCGAGUGUCCAGAGUGCUAUCAUCCCGCCGGAUUUGGGACCGAUUCGAGACGAUGUGGAGGCGCGUUUGAAGGAGGAGAAUGAAGAGAAGAACGGGGCACUCAGGCGGAUUCGAGAGGAGGGGCUAGGGCAGGAGAUGGAGUUUUAA